This is a messenger RNA of Xyrauchen texanus (razorback sucker), 3903 nucleotides long. Its product is annotated as neural proliferation differentiation and control protein 1-like. The transcript has 9 exons. The record is from RefSeq and is a predicted model, not a curated record. The coding region runs from base 1390 to 2358 and encodes 322 amino acids. Gene Ontology annotation, cellular component: membrane. NCBI's taxonomy places the organism in Eukaryota, Metazoa, Chordata, Actinopteri, Cypriniformes, Catostomidae.
CAUUUAUUGUGCAUGUGUGUUUGUGCCUGUAAACAGUGAGUAAAUAUAUAACCCACUGCUCUAAGUAAACUUAGUGACAGGAGUGUUUUGUGGCGUUUUUGUAUGUAAACACACUUGUCUUACUACUAGACUUUUGUGAACUUAUUCUUAACGAUGCUCCAAUCAUUUACGCAAUCUUUUUGUCACAUAUUUAUCUUUUUUGCACUUAAUUAUUGUCACUCUUAGAGUUAGAGCUGGGCUCGAUGAUAGUCAUAUUGUAUCCUAGUUCAAAAUGUCAUUCCAAUAACAAAUAUGAUAUCCACCAGUACUUUUCCGUUUUUGUGUGUCUAGCUACCUAGUAGCAGGAUGCCUUUGAAACCAUGAAAACCAGCCAUGUGACACCUCAUGUUGAUAGCAUAUGGUGCCCUGCAUUUUGCCUCUAAUGCUUAUCGCUAGUGGUAUUUUCCAUGUCUGAAUUCAAAUUGAAGAUAUUGAAUUUUAUUAUGAUUCUGGGUUUGUUUCAUACUUUGAUUUACUCUGGUUCUUUCUUGGGCUGGAAUGCCAAGUUUAACCCUGUUUAGCCAUUUUUGGUUUGCUUGCAUUGGUCCGUUAUUUUAUAUUUAUUUAUGCAUUUGGCAGACGCUUUUAUGCAAAGCGACUUACAGAGCCCUUAUUACAGGGACAAUCCCCCCUGAGCAACUUGGAGUUAAGUGCCUUGUUCAAGGACACAACUGGUGGUGGCUGUGAGGAUCGAACCAGCGUCCUUCUGAUUACCAGUUUACCAGUUAUGUGCUUUAGACCACUACACCACCACAUUUCCUUCAGCAUUUCAAACCAGUACAAUUCACACCAACUGUCUAAGCCAUUCCCCAUUUGGCGCUUUGCAUACUACCAUACUGCUAUUACUAUUUAUCCUAAUAACCGAUAUGGCAGAAGUAGUACGAGUAGUAUGGGUAGAAUGCAAUUCCGAACUGUGCAUAAUGAAAGCUACUCCCCUGAAUAUAGCCCUAGUAGUUAUGAAUUGAAAACAAAUAUGACUGAUACAAAUAGACAAUGACAGUAAUUUGCAACAUUUUCUAGCGCAAUUUAUGUAUUUGCUCCUUAUGGUGAUAAUGAUGUUGGUGGGGAACUAAUAACAUUCUGACGUAAUGACGACAUUGUUGUGCGUAGCCACUGCUUGCUCACAUCUCGUACUCAGUGAGUGGUCUUCUCCCACUCAGCGCACGCACUGAGAGCAGCAUCAGCACCGGGUAGAGGAUGCGCAUCGCUGAAUGACCCUGCCGCAACGUUAACACAUCUUACUGCGUGUACCUGAGUGUAACUGCAAAUAGAUUACUGUCAAAGGUUUUUCCAGUGGGACGGGGGAAUGAUAAACCCCGGAUUCCCCGGACCGUUGUACUGUUCGUCAGGAUGCGAUCACUGAGUCGACAGUGGGCCUCGCUAUUCACCGAGGUUUUCUUCAUCACAACAGUCGCCCUCAGCGCUGCAAUGGCAGUUGUGGGACAUUGCCCUCGGAGUCUGGACUGUGCCAGGGAGCGACGGCACUUCUGUCAGCCCGGCUCUUCACACUGCGGUCCAUGCCUAGACCCAUUUGUUGAGAACAAACGAGGGAAGUGUGUGGUCAGGAGACGAAAUCACUCUGCAGCCAAGGUGAAUUAUCUCCCAGAGCUAGAUGAAGAGAUAGACGUUCUCUCCGCCAUCAUCAGCAGCAAACACAAAGAAUCAGAGAUGAAGCACUCGGCUCCCUCUCCAGCUGCUCCCAAAGUCACAGAGGAAGACCAUUCCUUACAGAGCAGUCGGUUCAGAGCAGCGCCAUCUCCUACCUCUACUACACCUGAAAAGCCUCUGACAAGUGCCCUGCCUACCUCCUCCUUCUCUACCAUCAGCCCAGCCUCACAUACUCCCAUCAACUCUGCUGUGCACAACGACCCCUUUAUCGUCCCGUACCCUUCUGAGGACCACUCCUUCAUCAUAUAUUUGGGUGUGUUUAUCAUGGCAGGCUCUGUGGCCAUGGUCUUGACCGGACUGUAUUGGGUCAGAAUGCAGAGAGGAAAUCGUCUGUACCAGAAGGUUGAUUAUCCUGCGUUUGGGUUAAGAGGUCCCCAUUCUUAUGAUGUUGCCAUGCCUGGAGAUAAGACACUUGCCCAGAGUGCCCAGAUGUACCACUUUCACCUUCAGAAGCAGCAAAUGAUGUCACUCAAGCAAAGAAAGGACUCAAAAAUUCUGGAGUCAGGAGCCACCUCAGAUGAGGAAAAUGAAGAUGGAGACUUCACAGUGUAUGAGUGCCCUGGACUCGCCCCAACUGGCGAGAUGGAAGUGAAGAAUCCACUGUUUGAUGACUCCACCUUUCAUCUUCACUUGCAGAGGAGUUACAACUGAAUGUUAGGACAUAUCAUUUCAGCAAGAUAACCACAUACACAAACACGCAUGAACACUUGAGAUUUACAAAGGUGUGCUUACACCAUCUGAUCCAUUCAGGCAUUGGUAGCCAUGCAGUGAAGGUCAUGAAGACACUCUGCACGUAUCAUGGUCUUCAUGGUUCUUAUGGACAUUUGAGGGCAGGUUUUUUCCUCGCAGAGUCUUUGUCUGCCUGUGUUUCCUUAAAGGAAUAGUUCACCCAUAAAUGAAAAUUUGUUGAUAAUGUACUCACCAUCAGGCCAUCCAAGUUUCUUUCUUCAUCCUAAAAAUCUUAAAUUCUGUUUUGAUGAAGAAAGAAACUCAUACAUCUUGGAUGGCCUGAGGGUGAGUAAAUCAUCAGCAAAUUUUCAUUUUUGGGUGAACUAUUCCUUUAAGCCUUCUGGUUUAUCCAGUUUGAUAGUACUUUCUGCUAUAAACAUGCAUCAGUGUCUUUACACUCACAAUGCUUGAACAUAAGUGAUCUGCCAGUGCACUUGAUACCAGCUCAAGGCUCAUUUAAUAUCAGGUCAUUGCUCAGUUUUAUUCUGACUUAAUCUGUACUAUAUUGUGAAUACUGUGAAAUGGAAAGGAAACCUAUUUAUAGAAUUAACUCUGUAGAGAUAUCUUGCCUGCAAACACUGUAUAUUUAGAACAGAUGUGGAAGAUGCAGAUGCCCAUUUGCAUUACAUAAGCAACAUUAAUGAUUACCAUAUUUUAUGUUUAAUUCUACCAAAUUUGUCUGUGACUGUAUUUUGUAAAAUACCAAUGGUGAUUUUUAUAUUUUUUUAUGAUCGUGCUCACACAAAUAAUCCUAAAUGAAUGUAUGUAGCCUCUGUAUAAUCAGAAUGGCCGUACUAUGCAUGGUUUGAAACUGUAUAGGCUAAUAAAGAGAGUCCAUGUACAUUUGUGGUUCACACAAAUUAUGGAACAAAAACACAUAUGAACUGUAAUAUGUGAUUUUUUUAUCAAACUCAGCAACAAACAAACAAAACAAAAAAAACAUCUGUACCUGAUUUGCAAUAUUUAGCUGUUAUAGUGGAUGACUCAGGCCAGGAUUUACCAAUUGCGAUAUGGUAUUGUUUGAUUUUGGAGCGUGCAUUGCUGCUGUUUCUCAAGAAAUCUGCCAACAGUAGCCAGUGUCUGUGCUGCAUUCAUUCUAAUUAUGGGGACCCCUUCAGGUUCCUCUGAAUCUUGUACCUUUGAGUCAUCUACAGUAGUUAAACAUUGUGACAGUAUUGUCUGUAUCUCAAUGUGGCAUUGAUGCAGAGGGAAGACCGGAAAAUUAUAAAUGUGCCUCAGCAUGCCAAUGACCCCAUCGUCCUACAGCUGUAGUCAGCCUGCUCUUUUAGACAUUCAUUGUGGCGAUUACUUUAACAGUCUUCUAUAUGAACUUCAAUUUUAAAAAUAAAUGUUGGCGUAUAUGCUGGUCUGGUGUGAAAGAGCCCACAAACCUUUUUCAACUACUAAGAUUGCCUGACAUGCAUGUAAAGAUGGAAUAUAUAAAGAGGAUGAAAUAAAUAUUUAUAU